AAUAGCAAGAAUUAACUAAGUAAAUGGCAAUCUAGGAUAUAUUGAUGUUAUGUUGAUCUGCCCAUCACUAAAUGCUUGUAAAUGCAUUUUCACACUGUUAAUUAGAGUGUAUUAACACCUUAACUAUGAUUAAUAACCUUAUACUUCUGAAAUAGUAUUUAGCCAACCUUGCAUGCAAAAGAUAUACGAGUCGGUAUACGUAUCGCAUGCAAAUGAAUACUUAUGGAUUGAUGGGCGGUGUGUGGUGCAGUGGGUUGUUCGUUGGCGUUCGGAUCAGGGGGUCACAGGUUCAAACCCCACUGCAGUCAGCAUGUCGUUGUGUCCCUGGGCAAGACACUUCACCCCAAAUUGCUCCUGUGGGGAUUGCCCACAGUCCUCCAUUGCAAUCUUUAACAAAGCUUUCACAUGAGCAAAAUCAGUUAAGUGUUUGUAAAUGUGUUUGUAGUAUUUUGUGGUAUACAGGAAAUAGUUAUUUUAUAGGAUUUGUUGACAUUCACAUUCCCUAUCCUAUCCCAUUUGGGAGCUAACAAGUACAUACAGUACAGGUCAUCUACUUCAGGUCACUUGGCUUUAGAGUAGCUGAGAAUGAAAACUAUUGUAAUGUUGUGGAAGGUCAUCGCAGUUCCACUUUUCCAUCCGUUGGCUGUAGCUGUCUGUAGCUCUGACAAAUGUUCCUUUACUGAGAAAUGUUUUUUACUGAGUCAGGCUCAUUGUCCACGGUCCAGUAUCAGGAUAUUUCCAUGUCUGUAUUUAGCUCUAUCACCAGGAUGUGGUGGGAGAGAGGAAGAGUUCAGAGCACACCCACAGAGACUAGUGAAGGUGUGUUUUGGGCAGCGAUCUGAAACAAAGGGAACCACAGUAGAGAAAACAAGAAGAGACAAAGAGGGCACUAACCGUCUCUGCCUGUGGUGAAGCUGUCAGGAAAAAGGUUUUACCUGAACUCGUUCUUGAGGGCUGUCGGAGGAAUUCUUCUAACACAUUGAGAGUCGCGAGUCUUCUCAAGGAUUACAGACUUUGACGGAGGGCUACGCCGCCUUCCAGGAGGACAGUUCGGCCGACGAAGCGGAGAGCCCGUCCAAGAUGAAGCGCUCCAAGGGAAUCCAUGUGUUCAAGAAACCCAGCUUCUCCAAGAAGAAGGAGAAGGAGUUCAAGGUGAAGGAGAAGGAAAAGGAGAAGGAGAAAGAGAAGGAGAAGGAAAAGGAGAAAGAAAAGGAAAAGGAAAAGGCGCCGAAGGAAGACAAAGCCGCCAAAGAUAAGAAAUCAAAGGAUCUGACGGCAGCCGACGUGGUUAAACAAUGGAAGGAGAAGAAGAAGAAGAAGAAACCAACAACAGAGGCAGAGCCCGUCCCGGUGGAGGUCCCCACCUUCAGGCCCAUCUUUGGAGCGCCUCUCACUGAAGCCGUGAAGAGGACGGCUCUGUACGACGGCCUCCAUCUGCCCGCCGUCUUCAGAGAGUGUGUGGACUAUAUCGAGAGUUACGGCAUGAAGUGUGAAGGCAUCUACCGAGUUUCAGGUAUGAAGUCCAAGGUGGAUGAGUUGAAAGCAGCGUACGACCGGGAGGAGUGCCCCUGCCUGGAGGAGUACGACCCGCACACGGUGGCCAGCCUCCUGAAGCAGUACCUGCGCGAGCUGCCGGAGAACCUGUUGGGUCGGGACCUGGCGCAGCGCUUCGAGGACGCCUGCGGUCGGCAGGUGGAGGCCGAGAAGAUGGCGGAGUUUCACAGGCUGCUGGCCGAAGUGUCGCCGGAGAGCCGACUUCUCCUCUCCUGGCUCGUCACGCACAUGGACCACGUCAUCACCCGGGAGCUGGACACCAAGAUGAAUAUUCAGAACAUCUCCAUCGUCCUCAACCCAACCAUACAGAUCGGGAACCGUGUUCUCUACAUGUUCUUCACACACGUGAGGGAGCUGUUUGGAGACGUGGUCCUGAAGCCGGUGGUGCGGCCGCUCCGCUGGUCCAACAUGGCCACCAUGCCGGCGCUGCCCGAGACCCAGGAGAGCGUCAAGGAGGAGAUCCGACGCCAGGAGUUCCUGCUGAACUGCCUGCACAGGGACCUGCAGGCGGGGGUGAAGGACUUGUCCAAAGAGGAGCGGCUCUGGGAGGUGCAGAGAAUCCUGACUGCUCUGAAACGCAAACUGAGGGAGGCCAAACGCCAGGAGUGUGAGACUAAGAUCGCCCAGGAGAUAGCAAGCCUCUCAAAGGAAGAUGUUUCAAAAGAGGAAAUGACCGAGAAUGAGGAGGAAGUCAUCAACCUCCUCUUAGCACAGGAAAACGAGAUCCUGACGGAGCAGGAGGAGCUGAUCUCUCUGGAGCAGGUGCUGCGCAGACAGAUUGCCACGGAGAAGGAGGAAAUCGAGAGACUGCGGGCAGAGAUUGCAGACAUACAGAGUCGGCAGCAGGGGCGCAGUGAGACAGAGGAGUAUUCGUCGGACAGUGAAAGCGAGAGUGAAGAUGAGGAAGAGCUGCAGAUGAUCCUGGAAGACCUGCAGAAGCAAAACGAGGAACUGGAGAACAAAAACACUCACCUGAACCAGGCCAUCCACGAGGAGCAGGAAGCCAUCUUGGAGCUCCGCGUGCAGCUCCGCCUGAUGCAGAGCCACAAGCUGCAGCAGGAGCUGACCGUCCAGCCGCCGGCAGAGCAACCCCCGCCCGCUCAGCCCAGCCCAGAGCCCCGCGCAGAGGAGCAAACCAAGCGCUCCGUUGUUGCCGUUGUCGCUGGCGCAGAAGUUGCUGCCUCAGCCAAUGGCAAAGCAGCAGCUAAGGAUCCUUCAAAACCCUCACCGAACAAAGACAGGAGGGACACCAACAUGUGAGACGUGUUGGUGCUGCUGUACGUCUCUGGUCAGUUGUCCUGUAGAGUCACUGGAGUCUCACUUUGCUGGAGUUCAUCAGUAAUAGUGUCCACCAAGUGGCUGGUAUGUCUAAGGCGUCCUGACUCUUUAAGCAGAAAUCACACAACUUGUUUUCCCUUUUUUUCCCAUGCAAACACAAAUGAUAAUAAUACAAAUUAGUCGACAAGUGGCUUCUAUUGCGAAAGACCAGGUGGAGCGAAUCAAAUCCACAGUGCCAAGCCUGUAUGAAGAAAGGAGAAAUGAAGGGAUUCAUAAGUAAGGUAGGGGAAGGAAGAAAGUCAGGCACCUUGCCAGUAUCAGACAUAACAUUUAUUCUUUCCUGGUACGGUCUCAUGAAACAAACAUAGACCAUACCAUAGUCCCUGUAUCUCACUAUGUCCCUCACCUUAAUGCAAAUUAGACAUUAGGAGCGAGACCACUGUGCCAUAACCGAAGAUGCCAGAGAACCACUAAUACAAAAGCUCUUUGAAUAAUGAAGAAUUUAUGAUUGGUCUGUCUAUAUAUUAUAUAUUUAAGUAGUAUUCUGAAGAAUACGAUGACUAUUCGGAAAAUGCAUUGAUUUUAAGUUACAGCUUUUUUUUAGUAAUAUAUGAAUAUGUAAAGAUAUAUCGUAGGUGCUUUCUUUUCUUUGAACGGUAGAUGCACAUAAGCACAGUGGCGUUGUACCUCGCAACUGACCAGUGGAUGAAAACUAUUAAUGGCAAACAAUCGCGCAACUAAAAGAUAAAUCAUCACUGGAAAAUGUAGACAAACAGCUGGAGGCCGCAUUGUUACAGUCACACUUUGCGGUGGUGCGCAAUCAUCUUCUCUGCCUCACUUGCACAAACAAGGUUUAAUAAUGAAACAUCAAAUCUGUAGUGAUGAUUAUUGUCGCCAAAAUGUGUGCAGAGACACGGAGGCUUGUCUAGUUUUGUUCAUUAUUUGUUCAUGUUUUUUUUUUACUUGAUGUUCUGAGUUAUUGUUCAUGGCAUCAGUUGGAAGUGAGUAAAACAAACCCUCAAGAUUACAAGUCAAUCAAUUCAUUUCACAACUGAUCCAUGACUCGCAAAGUACUGUCAUUGAUUCAGUGAUAUUUAAAGCAAAGGCAUGACCUGACUAACUUACCGUUUGUGUAUAUCAUUGUAAGAUUGCAAACAUACUGUAUUUUCAGCUCUUGUGUUUUGUCAUAUGUUAUUUUUCUCGUUAUUAAUUACCUGUAUGGAGUAUGCUAGUGUGAAUGCCCCUGCUUUGGUUGCGGGUAAAUCAAGCAAUCUCAUCUGGACUCAUGAUUCUACGUGUUAUUAAUCCUGUGACUGAAACAAAUACAUGCUAGUUUGGGCUCAGAAGCUUCUCAUGAGGUUAUUUUCAUAUUGUUCCAAGCUUUUUGUAGCUUAUUGUUGCAGACAAAAUAAUGCUGUGAAGAAUAAAAUGUCGAUCUAAUAAAUGUACUGCAAAUUUG
This is a messenger RNA of Trematomus bernacchii (emerald rockcod), 4291 nucleotides long. It is a transcript of the gene ralbp1, whose product is annotated as ralA binding protein 1. Gene Ontology annotation, biological process: endocytosis; small GTPase-mediated signal transduction; positive regulation of GTPase activity. Gene Ontology annotation, cellular component: membrane. The coding region runs from base 1081 to 2814 and encodes 577 amino acids. Lineage: Eukaryota; Metazoa; Chordata; Actinopteri; Perciformes; Nototheniidae. Gene Ontology annotation, molecular function: GTPase activator activity; small GTPase binding. The transcript has 9 exons. The record is from RefSeq and is a predicted model, not a curated record.